This is a messenger RNA of Nothobranchius furzeri (turquoise killifish), 1505 nucleotides long. RefSeq names its product A-type potassium channel modulatory protein KCNIP2. The record is from RefSeq and is a predicted model, not a curated record. Gene Ontology annotation, molecular function: potassium channel regulator activity; calcium ion binding. Gene Ontology annotation, cellular component: voltage-gated potassium channel complex. Lineage: Eukaryota; Metazoa; Chordata; Actinopteri; Cyprinodontiformes; Nothobranchiidae. Gene Ontology annotation, biological process: regulation of potassium ion transmembrane transport.
CUUCCCCGCAUUUGGAUCCUCACCUCCGCUUCACUCACCUUCGCACCCCUGACACCACCAGCUGAAGGACGGAUGCCUAAGUUAGAUAAGCUUCAGUAUCCCUCCUCCUCCUCCUCCUCCUUCAUCACUCCUCUCAGCUGGAGCCCCUCCCUUCCUCCGAUACCGCCACGCACGAACGCAACGCUCCAGCUGAGCAGUCAGACUUCAUCUGAGGUCCCAAAAGUCCCUCGUCAUCGUCAUCUUCACCAUCAGCUGAUCUGCAAAGACCGGGUAGAGAAGAGAGCGGACUUUUUUCACCCACUGAUGACAGAUGCUUGCAGAAAAGUGACGCAAACCGGACUGCGGGCGCAGUGGACUUUAAGGAACCAAGUCCCGAACGCACGCGCGGAUUCAGACACCAAACAUGAACUCCAGGAGUCAGACCCAGAGUCUGUCAGACUCCAGAGAGCUGGACAGGUCCUAUGACCCGCUCACAGGUGAUCCUCCAUCCAAACCCAUCAAAAAGACCUUGAAGCAGCACUUCCUCAAACUGCUGCCCUGCUACCACUCUGGCUUGAGGUCUUCAAAUUCUCAGCGAAGCACGUCUGAUGAGGGUGAGGUGUCGACAGUGUGUUACAGACCAGAGGGCCUCGACAGCCUCGUUCAGCAGACCAAGUUCACCAAGAAGGAGCUGCAGGUCCUCUACCGAGGUUUUAAAAAUGAAUGUCCCAGUGGUGUUGUGAGUGAGGAGACAUUUCAGAGCAUCUACUCACAGUUCUUUCCUCAGGGAGACUCAAGUAUGUAUGCACACUUCCUGUUUGAAGCUUUCGACACGCACAACCACGGAUCUGUUAGCUUUGAAGACUUUGUUGUGAGUCUAUCCAUCAUCCUGAGAGGCUCCAUCACCGAUCGACUCAACUGGGUCUUCAAUCUUUAUGAUCUCAACAAGGAUGGCUGCAUCACCAGAGAGGAGAUGACAGAAAUGAUGCACUCCAUCUAUAACAUGAUGGGGAAGCACACGUACCCCAGCUUGAGGGACAGCGCUCCAAAGGAACACGUCAACAUCUUCUUCCAGAAAAUGGACAAGAAUAAAGACGGAGUUGUCACCGUGGAGGAGUUUUUGGAGAUGUGUCAAAAGGACGGGAACAUCGUGCAGUCCAUGCACAUGUUUGAUAACGUGAUCUGAAUUCAAACAGGAGACCUGAAGUUCCCCGUCUUCCUGGAGCAGGACUGUGUGUGUGUGUGAGUGGAGGGUUUCUACUUUAAAGCCACCUUUCCUAAAACUGGAAGAGACGGAGCAGAAGGAGACAGUUUCUGAGUCGGCUCGUGCUCUGAUGGUAGAAAGCUUCAAGUCUGAGCGGAAGCGACGGUCUCCAUGGUAACAUCCUCCUGUCCUCACAAACUCCGCACCACCGUUUACUGUAGCGGGCUCUGAAGCCUGCAUGAAGCUCUUCCUUUACCGACCACUCGAUGAAACAUUUUCCACAGGAAACGGUUCCACUGACAGUGAAACGAAUAAAAACAGA